This is a messenger RNA of Pseudoliparis swirei, 4009 nucleotides long. RefSeq names its product tribbles pseudokinase 2 (gene trib2). Bases 1277 to 2329 code for a protein of 350 amino acids. Gene Ontology annotation, molecular function: ATP binding; mitogen-activated protein kinase kinase binding; protein kinase activity. Gene Ontology annotation, biological process: positive regulation of proteasomal ubiquitin-dependent protein catabolic process; regulation of MAP kinase activity; protein phosphorylation. The transcript has 3 exons. NCBI's taxonomy places the organism in Eukaryota, Metazoa, Chordata, Actinopteri, Perciformes, Liparidae. The record is from RefSeq and is a predicted model, not a curated record. Gene Ontology annotation, cellular component: nucleus.
GUGUGUGUGUGCAGCUCGGCUGGCCUCCCCCUCCGCACUUGAAUGGACUAGAUGUUCCCAGCCGCGUAAGAAAAGCACAGCGUGCGCGCGCGAGAGAGAGAGAAGAGAGGGAGAGAAAGAAGAGAAGAGAGAGAGGGAGGAUGUCCUGCUGAAUCAAAGGAGAGGCCUGGGGAAAGUCGGUCGGCCGGUCCCUAUCCUUUCCUUUUACAGCAGCUCGCGCACAAGACAGACGACACUUUCUUUUCUUUUUUUAAAUAUUUUUUCUUCCUGCCACCUGGAGAGAAAAAAAAGACGAGAGGAAGAAAAAAAGACGAGAGGACGUCCGACUCCACCGGGCGCACAAAAAGAGCCGCAGCGUUUCGUCUUUUUUCUUCUUCUUUUUACCGGAUGUUUUUUCUUCUUCUUCUUCUCCCGUUUUGUGUGUAGAUGACAGUCGCCGCGCAUGGAUAUGAUCCCCGGGGGAACAAGGCCGUGUGCACUGACCUGGUUCUAGUUAGCCGAGUAAGCUAACUAGAUAGCUCCUGCACCUGCUAGCCAUCAUUUUUGUCUUGUCAAAUUUAGGCUAAAUUAAGCGACUUAUAUCUAAAGCGUGCACAACUUGCUUUUACAUUUAUAUACAUAUAUAAAUAUAUAUUUAACUUGAGCAAUUUUUGUUGCCAGGUGAUUUUAAAUUGUUUCCGUUUUAUGAAACGUGCCAUAAACCAUUAACCGGUACAAGAGAAGCUAGCACACAAGCUGCCGGUCGACUGAACGCCGCUUUCAUUCAUUGUAAAAAAUAAAUAUAGAAAUAUAUAUAUAUAUUUAAAAAGGUGACUUUUUGGUCUCCUUUUGUUACGGUCUCGCGCUGCUCACGUGCAUGUAAUUGCAGCAGGUUUGUAGAAACGUUUUUUUCUUCUUCAGGCAACCCUGCCAUUUUAAAAACCCGGUCGUGUCUCAUGAAUGGAAAACAAAGGGGGGCAAACGAACAGUUGAACUCUGCAACAUAAAAAUAUAUAUAUAUAUAAUUACAGAGCAUUUUUUUUCUUUUUUCUUGAAUGCAAACCAACGACCCAGCUUUGCCACAUUCCCCUGCAGCCAGGAGCACUUACACGUUUCCUUCUUGAAAACAACAAAACACUUCAUUCAAGAUUUCCUCACAAAAGCGGGACGAUUGCACAAGAGUUCACAACUGAAAGUGGUGCCUUAAUCGAGGAGGAGGAGAAGAUCAAAGAAGAAGAAGAAGUCGACUCCACCAAACCCCAUAUUUUGUGGAAGUUUAUCGCACUUAAUUGUCCUCAUGAACAUACAGAGGUCAACUCCAAUUAACAUUUCACGUUAUGGGCGAUCGAGGCACAAAUCGCACGAUUUCGAAGACUUGUCUUGCCUGAGGACCACCGAGUCGCACCAGAGCUUCAGCCCCAACCUCGGGUCCCCCAGCCCGCCGGAGACCCCGGACUCCUCGCACUGCAUCUCGCGCAUCGGGGACUACCUUUUGUUGGAGCCGCUGGAGGGAGACCACGUUUUCAGAGCCGCCCACCUGCACAGCGGGGAAGAGCUCGUAUGUAAGGUUUUCGACGUCGGCCGAUACCAGGAGUCUCUGGCGGCCUACUUCGCCCUGGGCCAGCACCAGCACAUCAACCAGAUCCUGGAGAUCCUGCUCGGGGAGACGAGGGCCUACGUGUUCUUCGAGAGGAGCCACGGCGACCUGCACUCCUUCGUCCGCACCUGCAAGAAGCUGCGGGAGGACGAAGCCGCCCGGCUCUUCUACCAGAUCGCCUCGGCCGUGGCGCAUUGCCACGACGGCGGGCUGGUCCUCCGCGACCUCAAGCUGAGGAAGUUCGUCUUCAAGAACGAGGACAGGAGCCUCGUGAAGCUGGAGAGCCUCGAGGACACGUACAUCCUGGAGGGCCCCGACGACUCGCUGUCCGACAAGCACGGCUGCCCGGCGUACGUCAGCCCCGAGAUCCUCCACGCCAACGGCAGCUACUCGGGGAAGGCGGCGGACGUGUGGAGCCUGGGCGUCAUGCUGUACACCAUCCUGGUGGGCCGCUACCCGUUCCACGACGUGGAGCCCGGCUCCCUGUUCGGCAAGAUCCGCCGGGGCCACUUCAGCGUCCCCGAGACGCUCACGCCGAAGGCCAAGUGCCUGAUCCGCUCCGUCCUGCGCCGGGAGCCCGCCGAGCGCCUCACCUCCCGGGAGAUCCUGGAGCACCCGUGGUUCGCCUCCUCCGGGGCGCUGGGGGGCGCGGCGGCGGCGGGGGGGGCGGGGGGGGGCCGGGGCGAGCGCGAGCCGGAGCAGACGGUGCCCGAGGUGAACAUGGAGGAGGAGCUGGAGCAGUACUUCAGCUGAGCGGAACAGCCAAGCACAACAACGACGACGACAACAACAACAAGGGACGACUCCGCCGCGGUCGGCUCGCAGCAGAGAGCCGACGACGCUAGUUUAGAGGUUAUUGGUGGACGUGUGUCUCGUGUAAAGGUCGUUUACAUCCCCCGUUUCCUUUCUCCAGCAUUUCAUGGAAAACCUUAAAGUCCGGCGUGGCGGAUGGCGUCUCCACGGCAACCCGGCGAUGUCGCCGCCGGACACGCAAGUUGCAAACAAUGUAGCAAAUGUUUGUUUUUGAUCUUCUUCUUUUGUGUUUAAUGUGGUGCCCGUAAACAAGUAGACACAUUCAACUAUCUUUUUUUGUUUUGUUGACACUAUGGAAAGCAUGAAGGGACAAAAGAACACGGGAGGAACCCAGGAAGAACGACUCAAAGCCGACCGACGCGGUGCAACGCCACACCUUCUAAUAGAUUUUGUUUAUUUCGUUUUUUUUGUUAUCGCUUUUUAGGCGUUUCCAAAGUGAACCACAGACCCAGGGUCAGCUCGAUACAACACGACCCAGGAAUAAAUGGAGCAGCGUAGGCUUUCUUUCCUUCUUUCCUCCUCAUGAUUUGGCGUCGUCUUCCGUUUAAAGUUUUUCGUUCUGUCCUCUCGUUUUUUCUCACACGGUCACUGAACGCCUCACGCGCCUUUUUUUUCAUUUUAUUUACCACACUUUCAAAAACAUGUCUUUUUUUCAUUUUUAUUUUUUCAUGAAGCUAUUCCACAGUGUUGCUCCCGCUGCUCUUUACAUCACUCCCGAAAACCUCAACCGCUUUUUUUCCCUUUUCGGACCGCCUCCAACGAUGACAUCAUGCACUCUGAGUUGGCUCCGCCUCCGAGAAAGAAAGAAGAAAAAUAUCCGCUUCCUCUUAUUUAAAUUAAUUCUUCAGUUGUAGGAACGAGAACGUAACAUUUAUUUAAAUUGUAACAGCUAUAUAUAUAUAUUAUAUAUAUAUUAUAUAUAUAUAUAUGAAUAAAUAUCUAUUUAAAACUACAUCACAGGGUUUUUCUUUAUUCAGAUUCCUUCUUCAUGUACGAUGUCGGCAAUAUCGUGACACAGGACAGACACAGAGGAACAUGUCUCGCUCUUCUUCUUCUUCUACGCCAGUAUUCCAGCGCCGCCCGGUCCCUCUCUGGUUUUUUCUUUUCUCAAAGCUCGAUACAAGAGAUAUUCAGUGAUGGUAUCGCCGCGACAUGACCUCGUGUGGGGGGGCGGGAACCGGCGGACAUGUUGUCGUAGCUCAAUGUUACUUGACUUGGUGUUUGUGUCUAGUCAUUGGCAUGUGCCCCAUGAAUGCUAUAGGGGGGGGGGGGGGGUGCUUAUUUUUUAGGAUAUAUAAUUUUAGAAAACACGACACUUCUCAAUUUGCUACUUUGAUUUCUUUUCAUGAAAUGAAAAAAAAAACGUUUUUGUAGACUUGAGCUACGUUUUUAUUUAAGUUGGUGCUAAUGUUUUCGUCCUUUUUGUUUCAUGGGGGGGAUGGAGGGGGGGGGGUGCAUGGUGGGAUAUCUGCCUUCAGAUGUUCUGAUUGUAUUGUAACAGAUUCUGGUGUGUUUGUCCAAAAUUUAUUCAGUAAAUAAAUUGUGAACUGCUGUUGGACUUUGUUGUUGUUGUUGUUUUUAUCUUCUUUUUUCACACGGAUUAAAGAAGCUAUGAUGCAG